UUUCCUGGUCAAUUACCCCCUCUCUCUCUCUCUCUCUCUCUCUCUCCCUCUCUCUCUCUUUGUUGCUGUAAAGAUGAGCCUCUCACAUUGUCAAUUAGCCUUCCAACCAAGAAUCAAACACUAUACUAAUCUUCCCAAUUGCCCAUUAUCCCGUCAACCGACCAAAGGAACCAAACCAAGUCGUUCGACAAGGCAACAGAAGUUGCCCACGAAUUGUUUGUAUAAUUGCCGAAAUGAGUCCCAAGCGCCCAGAAUUUUCGCUGUAUCGGACCUGCACACUGAUUACUCUGAGAAUAUGAAAUGGGUUAAGGGCCUUUCUACCUCCUGGUACAAGAACGAUGUCCUCAUUGUAGCCGGUGAUGUGGCAGAGACUUAUAGCAAUUUUCUGGUGACAAUGUCUGAGCUGAAGGAGAGAUUUCGGUUUAUUUUCUUUGUUCCUGGGAACCAUGAUCUGUGGUGUCGAAGAGAAGGUGAUAGAUUUAUUGAUUCAUUGGAGAAGUUGAAUGCAUUGCUUGAUGCAUGCAGUGACCUUGGAGUAGAAACUAGCCCAAGAAUAGUAGAGGGUCUGGGAAUCAUUCCUCUGUUCUCAUGGUAUCAUAAGAGCUUUGAUACAGAGAAGGAUAUAACUAGAGUUCGGAUACCUUCACUGGAGAUGGCCUGUAAAGACUUCCAUGCUUGCAAGUGGCCCGCACAGCUCGAUGAUGAUAUUUCUCUCGCUAAUUACUUUGAUAAAAUGAAUGAGAGUAACACAAGUUUUAUGGAAGAAAUUCUGAGGAGCUCCUCUCAAUUGAUUACAUUUUCUCAUUUUGUUCCAAGGCAAGAACUUUGCCCAGAGAAAAGGAUGCUCUUCUACCCCAAUCUUCCUAAGAUCAUAGGCUCUGAUUUUCUGGAGGCUAGAUUGAGAUCAAUACAUGGAGAAAACGGGAGUGCUUCAAGUUGUCAUGUAUUCGGCCAUACGCACUUCUGUUGGGAUGCUGUGCUUGAAGGUCUCAGGUACAUUCAGUCACCUUUGGCUUAUCCAAGAGAGAGGAAAAGAAGGAUGAAUGGUGGUGAAGAUUGGUUGCCAUUUUGUAUAUAUCAUGAGGGUUUCACUGAUACACUCUCACCCUCAUACUGGUCAGAUUAUUACUCCAAAAAUAAAAGAGACCCGGAGAAUACUGAGCUUGCGCCAUGGGUUGCCAGAUUUUAUGAGAGGUAACCCUAAUCAAUUCAUUUUCUAUAGUUUCUGUGUUUAUUUUCCAGUUUUCUUUUCUAUUUAUUUCCUCCUUUUUAUCAUGUAUAUGUCAAAUAUGUAAAACAUGCAUACCAUAUAUACCCUAGGGAUGUGUCCUGUUUGAAAAGAAGCUCCCUUCUUCUUUUCUGGGGAUCAGGGAAAGUAUUUGUAUGCUAUUUUUUUCCCCCCCUUGUAAUCGUGAAUAGUUGUGCAAGUGAAAUUUCUGUGCGAAAGGGGCUUAUAUAUAUCAUACAAAUCCUGAACAAUCAUUAUUAGCCGCUUACAAAUUGAUCUUGAAGUGGAUUGUAAAGACUGAUCGUAUUCGUAACUUUA
Molecule: messenger RNA, 1546 nt
Organism: Asparagus officinalis (garden asparagus)
Lineage: Eukaryota; Viridiplantae; Streptophyta; Magnoliopsida; Asparagales; Asparagaceae
Exons: 6
Coding region: 74-1198 (374 amino acids)
Molecular function (GO): hydrolase activity
Source: RefSeq, a predicted model, not a curated record